AGUUUGGCUUCGGCACUGCAGAGGGAGGGGGCGGCCCGGCCCGGCCCAACUCUGCCCCCGGCCGGCCCGACCCCGGCCCCGGCCCCCGGACAAACCCUUAUCUGAUUCCAGCUCCGGGUUUAAGAGUCUUGGUCCUGCCUGUCGCACAGCUCCGCUCGCCGCUCCUGCCCUCCCCGUCUGUUCAUCUGUCCCGCUGCCCCGCGACUCAUCUGAGCAGCCACUCCACCUCCGAGCCAAGAUGACAUCGGUUGCUAAGGUCUAUUACAGCCAGACGACUCAGACAGAGAGCCGACCCCUAGUGGCCCCAGGAAUACGCCGGAGGAGGGUCCUCACGAAAGAUGGCCGGAGCAAUGUGAGGAUGGAGCACAUUGCUGACAAGCGUUUUCUCUACCUCAAGGAUCUAUGGACGACCUUCAUUGACAUGCAGUGGCGCUACAAGCUUCUGCUCUUUUCUGCAACCUUUGCAGGCACGUGGUUCCUCUUUGGUGUGGUGUGGUAUCUGGUAGCUGUGGCCCAUGGGGACCUGUUGGAGCUGGGACCUCCUGCCAACCACACGCCUUGUGUGGUGCAGGUGCACACGCUCACUGGAGCCUUCCUCUUCUCCCUGGAAUCCCAGACCACCAUCGGCUAUGGCUUCCGCUACAUCAGUGAGGAAUGCCCUCUGGCUAUCGUGCUUCUUAUUGCACAGCUGGUGCUCACCACCAUUCUGGAAAUCUUCAUCACAGGUACCUUCCUUGCAAAGAUUGCCCGGCCUAAGAAGAGGGCCGAGACGAUCCGCUUCAGUCAGCAUGCCGUUGUGGCGUCCCACAACGGAAAGCCUUGUCUUAUGAUCCGGGUUGCCAAUAUGCGUAAGAGUCUCCUCAUCGGAUGCCAGGUGACAGGCAAACUGCUUCAAACGCACCAGACAAAGGAGGGGGAGAAUAUUCGGCUCAACCAGGUCAACGUGACUUUCCAAGUAGACACAGCCUCUGACAGCCCCUUCCUCAUCCUACCCCUGACUUUCUACCAUGUGGUAGAUGAGACCAGCCCCUUGAAAGAUCUCCCGCUCCGCAGCGGGGAGGGGGACUUCGAGCUGGUGCUGAUCCUGAGCGGGACGGUGGAGUCCACCAGUGCCACCUGCCAAGUUCGCACUUCCUACCUUCCUGAGGAGAUCCUCUGGGGUUACGAGUUCACGCCUGCGAUCUCACUGUCAUCCAGUGGCAAAUACAUAGCUGACUUCAGCCUUUUCGACCAGGUUGUGAAAGUGGCCUCUCCCAGUGGCCUCCGCGACAGCACUGGACGCUAUGGAGACCCAGAGAAGCUCAAGUUGGAGGAGUCAUUAAGAGAGCAAGCUGAGAAGGAAGGCAGUGCCCUUAGUGUGCGCAUCAGCAACGUCUGAUAUCCUGUUCUCUCCUUCCCAGCCCCCUGGCCUUUUCCUCUUCCAGUGCCCUGGGAAAAGGAUACGAUCUGGGUUCGCUGGAGAACCCCGGAAGCACCCACCCUCUACUUCCCCUUAACCCGGCGGCCUGUGAGCAGUCAGGGCCUGCUGGAGUUCUGCCUUUUCCUCUCACUGUCCUCUUGCACCUUCCUCUACUACUACAGCAAUGUACAUGACUCUUACGCCGGUGAGGGGGAAGGAGAUGGAAGAUUAAGCUGACAUGGCUUGAAAGGCCACAGCCAUGCUUGGAGAUUCACAUACAGAGGAUCAUGUGAUUGGGUGGGUAGACUCCCCCCCAAACGCCCACCACUAGAAAGUUUGAUGACUUGAGACUGGAGCUUCCCCCUUCUCUCUUCCACCUAGUAAAGUCCCCUAAGGCAGAACUCUCUCAGAGAGUCACUGCUAUGGUCUCUGCCCUCAGAAGUACAGGGAUGGGAAAUCAGUCUUCCCCGGGCUCUCUACCAACUCCUGAAGAAAGAAGCCAGAGUUUGUCAUGGCGUUUUCAUUUCAGCUGGUAACUCCUGACAGAGCCUGGACUCUUGGUCACCACCUAAUUUUCCCUCUCCACUUCUCAAGUGGAUCUUCUCAGCAUAGCCAGUUCUCUCUCAGCUUGUUUCCGUAGAGCUGGGGUUGACCCGAGAAGCACAAGCAGCUACCUUUCCUGUACCCAUCCUGGAUUCUGAGAAAUUCAAUUUUGGAAGUAUUGUUUAAUACUCCAAAACGUGGGCAGCUCUGUCCUGGAAAGAUUUGUUUUAGUGUUUCCUGGGAAUAGGAAGACCUUAGCCAAUGCUCUCUCUCUCUCUCUUUUUCUUUUUUUUUUUUUCUUUUUUAUUUUUUUCGAGAUAGGGCCUCACUAUGUAGCUCUGGUUGUCCUUGAAUUUACUAUGUAGACUAAGCUGGCCUUGAACUCACAGAUAUCUACCUGCCUCCAUCUCCCAUAUACUGGGAUUAAAGGCAUAAACCACUAUGCCGAGACCCCAAUGUUCUCUUGAAUAAGUCCAGUGCACAGACCCCAUGGAAAUAUCUAAAAACUCUCCAGAUUACACUGUACCAGUUUCGCUGCUUCCUUUCCUCCCAACUCCAGAUCUUCCUUCCCUUAACUCAACCCUUUGAAGUAAGAGAGGGAAACAUAGUCAUUUGCCUUUCUUAACAUCGAUCUAUUAAAACCGGUCACAGAGCACAGAUUCCCCAGGAAAGCUGAACCCACUUCUCAGAUUUCCAGAUUGCUCUACAGGGCCUCUGGGAAUCUGUGAUGUUUUGUUACGGUUUGGGCUGAGGCAGAACUCUGGCUGACAGCCACUAUUUUGAUCCAUCUCCUGGUGCCCUUCUGAGAAGUGCCAGCUAUUUUAUGAGGCAAUGCUGAGAGGAGAGGAACUUAACAUUCUGAUCUCAGCCAUUCUGACACUUGGCAUAAAAUGAUGAAAAUCAGCCCCAUCUCUUCUCUUUUCUGCCUUCGGGCCAGUUCCAGGCAAAUUAGAAAGACAGCUUAAGAUCACACCUAAGCCAUUCCUAGUUCUCUGGUGAGGGUUGUAGCAGGGGCACGGAAGGGGACUUGAAGCACCAGGUCCUGUCCUAGUGAGCUUUGGCUCCACAUGGGUACCCAGGAAAUCUCACAAGGUAGUAUAGCAGGAAUGAUGUAAACUGUUGAUGUAAGGUGGACUUGACAGAUGACAAGUUACACGUCUAUUCAGAAUGUAUGCCUCGAUCUCUGGGCAAAGUCUUGCAGAGAAACUCAGAAGAUUCCAAGGCUGAAUGGAUCUCAACUGUGCAGUCUUUUUACGUUGGUCUUUCCUUGAACUCAAUUAACUGUAGCCUGAAAAUGAAGAGCCUUCAGUCUCUCCUUACUGUAAAGCUCACCAUUAUCCUCCAACUCUUAUCAAAAACAAGAACCAGAAGGACCUGAAUGUCUGAAACAAGGAGCAGAAGGCAAGAGCCAGUUUCUGUGCUUUCAAAUAUAUUCAAUGCUGCGCUUACCUGAUGCAUCCAGUGCGCAAGGACCAAGUGUACUGCUGUGUGUGUGUGUCUUCUUAUCCGGUGGCAAUUUAUCCUCUGUCCUGUUUCUUCUUCACAUUGCUGCUUCCCUCCUGAGGGAAUUAUCCUCUUCCCAGAGCCUUGCCAAGGUCCAACUCUCCUCAGACUCUUGGAUAACAGUGUGAGAGAGCAUUUCCUGCCUUAACCCCUUUUGAACUUCCUCUACAAUCCCAGGCUUUGCUCUAAGUUGCACUUUAAAGUCAUUAACAUCUGUCCUGUUAAUUCAGAAUUCAGAAUGGUACCUUUCUCCAACAAGCCUUAUGCUCUGCAGAACAGCUCCCACUCACAACCCUAAGUGGUUCUUUAGAUCCCAGCCCGACUCUCUGACCUGAAAUCCUUUCUCAGGAUGUAGGACAAGAAAUGGGUUUCCUGUCUGUACCAACUAGAGACUUAGAAUGUCAGGAGAGUAACAGGUGUGCAGAUUCUAAGUGGGAUGGGAGAUUUCAGGUGGGCAAAACGACCAAUGGGGAAGGAUAUCUAGAGUGGGAAAAAAUGCGAACGAUGAGGCUAAAGGACCUAGGGAAAUGAAACCCAGAGUCUUACUUAUGACUGACACACAGGAGGUGGGUGGAAACUUGGGAGACUGGGAUAUGAUAUAUAUAUGUUUAUCUAAGGAGAAAAACAGAGAUAAUAUAUACACAGAUAUGUAUAUAGAUGUACGUAUACCCAAAUAUACGGAAUGUACAGAAAGGAAGUAUUCGGACUUUAACAAAGGGACAAAUACUUUGUCUUGGUUUGGGGGAUGCCUGGAUCUUCUGUGUAUGGUCUGCGGAACAGUGACCGUAGCUGAUGGUGUUAAGUUUGCUUGAUGGAAAAGGGAGGGCUAGACCCUGCCCUUCUCAUAAAUAAAGGCGCAUCUGUCAAGGUUUGAUGAAUUGUGCUGACAGGACAAGAGAAAAGCUAGGAGGAAAUGGGGCAUGGGGAUGCUCCACCCAUGGAGAACUAGGAAAAUCUACUACUCACACUAUCCCUGGCAACAACCUGCCACUGAACAAGUUCUAAAACAAGCAAGCAAGGGAGCAAGUAAGGGAACGAGCAAGCAGGCAAACAAAAGCAUCCUUCCAUUUUCCUCUCUUCUUCCACCAAGGUGGGAGCUGUAGGUCUAGGCCCCAUCAUUAAAACUUAAGAAGCUGAAAUUUUAGUAUUUGGGGGGGGGAGCAAAUGCAAACCCUAGAAUGCAAUGAGGACUGAUGAGCUCUUGAGCUCAAGAUACUCUAAGGCAGAGGCCCAAGCCUAUAUACAAAGAUCCUAAAGAGGGUACUUCUUCUGUCAUAGUCUCAGCCUGGUGUGGAGGCAGGUGAACGCCAUGGCUACAAGGCUCUUUGAUGGAAAUGCAGAAUUCUGCUUCCCUCUUCCCCAGAGGCUGAUGCAGUUCUAUGCGAGGCUUCUGAAAUCCCUAAACUGGGUUUCACUUCAUUCUGGCUGCUCCCUACUGUUCCUCCCACUCUCUGAAACCCACACCAGCUAGCAUGACUAUGCAGGGGUUUCCCUGAGGUCAGCAGAAAAAGAAAAGCAGUCAUAAUGUGGCUAUUAGACAGGGACAUUGCACAUUCUCCAAGGCUUGCUACCACAACCCUUUACCUGUGCUAACCUAGUUUCUUUGCAAAAUAACACAUUACCUAUGCUGUACAGUUAGCUGGGCUUGCAGGCCCAGCAUUGGCCAGUGCUACUGAAGCAGAAGAAUCUAGGGAUGAUUUUUCUACACACUACAUUAAAGACUAAACAAGGUCAAAAAAGAUGUGUGAGGUAUCUUUGGUUUAUUUUUGUCUGUUCAGAACAAACUACUAAAUAAACUGGAUGCAUCUCUUGU
Molecule: messenger RNA, 5258 nt
Organism: Mus pahari (shrew mouse)
Lineage: Eukaryota; Metazoa; Chordata; Mammalia; Rodentia; Muridae
Gene: Kcnj10
Product: potassium voltage-gated channel subfamily J member 10
Exons: 2
Coding region: 239-1378 (379 amino acids)
Biological process (GO): potassium ion import across plasma membrane; regulation of monoatomic ion transmembrane transport
Cellular component (GO): plasma membrane
Molecular function (GO): inward rectifier potassium channel activity
Source: RefSeq, a predicted model, not a curated record